This is a messenger RNA of Carassius auratus (goldfish), 2088 nucleotides long. Its product is annotated as syntaphilin-like. Gene Ontology annotation, biological process: neuron differentiation. The coding region runs from base 195 to 1787 and encodes 530 amino acids. The record is from RefSeq and is a predicted model, not a curated record. Gene Ontology annotation, cellular component: cytoplasmic microtubule; mitochondrion. Lineage: Eukaryota; Metazoa; Chordata; Actinopteri; Cypriniformes; Cyprinidae. The transcript has 5 exons.
UGCGUCGGUUCUGCUCUCAGCAGCUGCAGCAGCAUCCGUCCAUCAGCGCAAUGACGCCGCGCGCAUCACUGGCCCGACUCGAGCACAGGGCAACGCCAACAUCCAUGAACAAACUUCACUGGGAUACUACUGGGAAGAGCAGAGGAUAGAGAUCUGUCCUGAGAAAUCCUUGUAAUUGUGCUGUUACAAGGUCAAUGUCCCUCUCAGAGAACCGAGUGCCAUCUGCUGGCUCCCGCAGAAGGCCUGCUGCCCCAGGCACUCAACACUCGCAUGGAGACUCGUCUGUCCGUAGCAGUUACUCAGCAGCGUCCUGCAAGUGUACAGAGAGCAAUACUGUAUCACGCUCCAACCCAGCCACACCACGACGGCAGGGAAGGUAUGCAACCUGUAAUGAGAAUCACGGGAUCCGUCCGCCUGCUCCGGAGCAGUAUCUCACCCCACUGCAGCAGAAGGAAGUGUGUAUUCGCCACUUAAGAUCUCGACUGAAAGAAAAGGUGGAGAGGCUUCAGGACCGAGACUCGGAGAUCGAGGAGUUGCGGAUGCAGCUGACUCGGAUGCAGGAGGAUUGGAUCGAGGAGGAAUGUCAUCGCAUAGAGGCCCAGCUGGCCCUAAAAGAGGCCCGGAAGGAGAUCCAGCAGCUUCAGCAGGCUGUGGAAACCGUUAGGUCCAAUCUGGGGCCCCAUGAGGCAGAUCAACAGGACUGUAAGUCUGAAAGUCUAGGCGUUGGUAGGAUAGGCCCACGAAUUGGGGCAUCCAGGUCUUGUGGCUGCUCUCCGGCCCACACCAUGAGACGCAGCGCCACCUUCACCAGGCUGAACAGUGACAUGUCACCUGGUGCUACAGAUCGCAAUGGAAACGUACGUUCUGAUCGCUACAUUCCUGCCAACAGAGGGGCGAUGACAUUACCAAGAGGGGACGGACGUACUCAUCUACUUCUAGAAGCAGCUCUACUGUCUGAGCAAGCUCCUCACCCGACACUAUGCUCCACUAUGUCGCGUUCCUCCACCUGCGAGAGAUUGUGCGGCGGAGAGAUGAAGUUGCCCGUAAGCCGAUCCUGCCAUGCUGUUAACAACAACUGCAGCUGUGCUCCACAUGCCUACCUCCCACACCACCAUUUGUUUCUGCACCUCCCACAGGAGGAAGCACCACCUCCACCACCGCCCCCUAGUGCAUCAGCGGUCAGUGACAGGCCAGGAUACCGUUCACAGGCCUGCAGCCCCACCAUAACCUGGAUCUCUGAAGAGGGCGCAGGUGAGGAAUUGAGCAUCAUCACUUCAGCGGCUUGUGUGCCAGACAUUACUUUAUCUGAACCACAGGUGUUUUCGCCAUCCUCUGCAACUGCUUCCCCUGCCCAGAUGUCAUACAUCACAGAAACUUCACCGCUAGACAACACAGUUGAAUUUACAUCAUCAACAACGACGCAAACAGUGUUGACGAUGCCACAGGUUCAACAACCUUGUCGUAGAGCGUCACCACCUCUCGAGCCGCCACCACAGGAAGCAGUGGUAGUAAUGGUCAGUGGUGAAGCUGGAAUGGGGGAGGACACAGAAUCAGCUCCCCCUCAGAGGAGCCACUGGAGCCGUUAUUUCCUGAUUGACUUCUUAGCGGUGACCGUUCCUGUAGUUCCCACACUGGCGUGGCUUUGCCGGGGGGCGCGGAAUGAAGGCAUGCCAGUGUACAACAUGUGUUCCCUGUUGCGCGGCUGCUGUGCCAUUGCGCUGCACUCUCUAAGACGGGUUGGUAGAGGCCGUGGCCCCUCAGGAACAGGAAGAGCGACACCUAUCUGAUAACUUUAGGAUUAGCGUACCAUCAAAGACUUUUAACUGGAUCUUGAGUGGAAGUUUGUUUUCUGAACCAAGGAGGACUAUAUCCAUCACACCAAUGCUUGUUUGGGAUAAAGAUCGAGGGAAUGUGGCCCUAAUUUGCACAGUCACUCACAAGGUUCAAGGUUGUUGCUCAUUUCCACCAUUUGUUUUUCUUUUCCUUCUGGUUCUCUUAUCUGCUUUAUUUCCUCCCAUUCCUGGACGAAACUCAGCAGGCAGUACACGUCACAAAUUGCUGCAAACAAGAGACAAGCUGAGCAGAGAA